Molecule: messenger RNA, 7739 nt
Organism: Owenia fusiformis
Lineage: Eukaryota; Metazoa; Annelida; Polychaeta; Sabellida; Oweniidae
Source: the annotation of a GenBank genome assembly
ACUAAAACCUUAAAUUCCGUCAGGUAAUUUUAUAGUAUGCGUAUUGAAUGGAACAGCCAAUUAGCAUUCAUGACAUCUGGUGGCUAUGUACCGUACUAACACGUUGUCAUUCUGAAUGAACCAAGGGCACUAAAUUCUCCACAUCUUUCACCGGAAAUUUACAUUAAGCGGCUUGCUAAUCAUCAGUAUAGUAACCGGCAUCUCGUGCCAGUUGACAAAAUGCAGACUGAUAUCACGGGAUUGCCUAUAAAGCAGGGUUUGUACGACCCCAACAACGAGAAAGAUGCCUGCGGAGUUGGUUUUGUUGUUAGUAUUGAUGGAGUCAAGUCACACAAGAUUCUGCGCGACUCGCAGACUAUGUUGGAGCGCAUGCAACAUAGGGGUGCGUGUGGAUGUGACAAUGACACGGGGGAUGGCGCUGGUGUCAUGACAGCUAUACCACAUGAACUUUAUGCCAAAUUCUUAAGGGACAAAUAUGAGCUUGAGCUGCCAGCACCAGGCAGUUAUGCUACUGGUAUCAUCUUUAUGAACAGAGAUACAUUUGACCAGUGUGAGCAGAUCUUUGAGACUGUUGCUAGUGACUGCGGACUAGAGGUUCUGAAAUGGCGAACUGUCCCCACAAACUCUGGUGUGCUAGGACGUGUAGCUCUGGCCAAGGAACCAGUCAUGAGACAGGUGUUUGUGACAGGACCCUAUGAAGGACAAGAAUUGAGAAAACAGGUGUACUUGUUGAGGAAACAAGCUACCCACAUUGUACCUAAACAUGACCUGAGAUUCUACAUCUGCAGUCUGAACACAGAGACAAUUGUCUAUAAGGGUCAGUUGACGACAGAUCAGCUAUGGGGGUACUAUGCCGACCUUGGGGAUCCAACAUUUUUGACACAUAUUGCCCUUGUACACAGUCGGUUCUCCACCAAUACAUUUCCCAGUUGGGAGAGAUCACAUCCUCAUAGGCUUCUGGCCCAUAAUGGAGAGAUCAACACACUUAGAGGAAAUGUGAAUUUGAUGAGUGCAAGGGAGGGUGUCAUGAAGAGUGAAGUGUAUGGGGACCAGCUCAAGAAGAUGUACCCAGUAGUAGAGCCUGAGAUGCCUGACUCUGGCUGUGUGGAUAAUGUACUAGAGUUCCUCUGUAUGGCAGGAGGGAGGACCCUUCCUGAGGCAAUAAUGACUAUGGUACCAGAAGCCUGGCAGAAUGACAAAUAUAUGACACCAGAGAAAAAAGCAUUUUACAGAGCGAAUGCCUUCGCUAUGGAACCCUGGGAUGGACCUGCCUUGUUGACAUUCUCUGAUGGACGAUACAUUGGCGCCAUCUUGGAUCGGAAUGGUUUACGUCCUUCUAGGUAUUACGUAACGGAUGACAACAUCAUGUAUUGUGCUAGUGAGGUUGGAGUCACAGACUUGGAGCAUGGAAAGGUUAACCAAAAGGGACGAUUAAGACCUGGUCGUAUGCUGCUAGUUGACACAGUGAAACAAUCAUUCACAAAAGACAAUGACAUCAAACAUGAACUUGCGACUCAAAGACCUUAUGCUGAUUGGUUAAAUGAGACAAUUAAACUAGACCAGCUAUACAAGGCGCACAACCCAUUCAUCAGCAAUGAACGUAUAGAGAGUGCCAUUGUAGAGAAAUAUGUCGUUGAGGAAGACAGGAGAUUGCAACUCUACGGCUACACAGUUGAGACCAUUAACUUGCUGGUCCUUCCCAUGGUUAAAACACAGAAGGAAGCACUGGGAUCUAUGGGUAAUGACGCCCCUCUUGCUUGUCUGUCUGGGUACAAUCCUCUUGUGUAUGACUACUUCAAGCAGCUGUUUGCCCAGGUCACCAACCCACCCAUUGAUCCAUUCAGGGAGAAAAUAGUCAUGUCAUUGGCAUGCCCCGUUGGCCCAGAAACCAACAUUCUCGAGCCAACUCUUGAGCAAUGCCGUCGGCUGUGGCUCCAUCAGCCCAUCCUUUCACUCAAAGAUCUUGACGUAAUCAAAUCCACCACAUAUAAAGGCUGGAAGACUUUUGUCAUUGAUACUGUAUAUCGCAUUGAGGAUGACCAAAAUGGUUUGCUCCCAGCGCUUGAUAGGAUCUGCCAUGAGGCGGCUAAUGCAGCACAGCAGGGGUACACGCUUAUUACACUUUCCGAUAGAAAAGCUGGACCUGAUUUUGUACCGAUAAGUUCUUUGUUAGCACUGGGUGCUGUGCAUCAUUACCUGAUCAGAGAGAAGCUCAGGAUGAAGGUUGGCCUCAUAGUGGAGACUGGAGAAGCAAGGGAAGUCCAUCAAUUCUGUGUUUUGGUUGGAUAUGGUUGUGAUGCCAUAUGUCCAUAUAUGGUUUUUGAAACCAUGGCAAAGUUACGUCAACAGGGUGUAUUAGAGCCAACACUCACUGAUGAUGUCAUAUUUGAGAACUACGUUGCGGCUGUUGAAAGAGGCAUCUCUAAAGUCAUGGCUAAGAUGGGAAUAUCAACCUUGCAUAGUUACAAGGGAGCUCAGAUAUUUGAGGCAGUAGGACUAAGUCAAGAUGUCAUUGAUAAAUGCUUUGCUGGCACAGCAUCUAGACUAGGUGGCGCCACGUUUGAGAUUCUAGCUCAAGAGGCUUUGGCACGUCAUUUCUUUGCCUACACAAAGCGCCAGGGAGAUUUCAACGCCAACAACCCAGGCUUCUUCCAUUGGAGAGCUGGUGGAGAGGAACAUAUGAAUGACCCCCUCUCAGUGGCAAAUCUACAGGAUGCAGCUAGAAACAAGAACAAGAAUGCUUAUGAGAAGUUUACAGAGUCCGCUCUGAAGAGUUCCCGUCAAUGUACUCUUAGAGGACAGUUCGACUUUGUCGGUUCAGAGACCCCCUUGGAUAUAGCAGAGGUAGAGCCAGCCUCAAAUAUUGUGAAGAGAUUCUGUACAGGUGCCAUGAGCUUUGGUAGUAUAUCCCUUGAGGCACACACAACCCUGGCUAAAGCUAUGAACAAAGCUGGGGGAAAGUCCAAUACUGGAGAGGGUGGAGAGGAUCCCAAUAGAUACCUGAACACAGAAGGAGAAUAUAGUGAACGGUCAGCAAUCAAACAGGUUGCUUCUGGUAGGUUUGGAGUGACAAGUACUUAUUUGGCAAAUUCAGAUGAGAUACAAAUAAAGAUGGCGCAAGGAGCUAAGCCAGGAGAAGGAGGUGAACUCCCAGGAUACAAGGUUUCCAAGGAGAUUGCAAAGACCCGUCAUUCUGUUCCUGGGGUAGGAUUGAUCAGUCCCCCUCCCCAUCAUGACAUCUACUCCAUCGAGGAUCUGGCUGAGCUGAUCUAUGAUCUGAAAUCUGCCAACCCUAAAGCUCGCAUCAGUGUCAAGUUGGUGUCUGAGAUUGGAGUGGGUACUGUGGCAUCAGGCGUUGCAAAGGGCAAAGCAGAGCAUAUCACCAUCUCAGGACAUGAUGGUGGUACUGGUGCGAGCAGCUGGACAGGAAUCAAACACGCUGGAUUACCAUGGGAGUUAGGAAUUGCAGAGACGCAUCAGACACUGGUACUGAAUGACCUGCGUUCUAGGGUCGUCCUACAGGCUGAUGGCCAGAUACGUACUGGCCAUGAUGUUGUGGUAGCUGCACUUCUGGGGGCAGAUGAGUUUGGAUUCUCCACUGCUCCUUUGAUUGUCAUGGGAUGUACAAUGAUGAGGAAGUGUCAUCUGAACACAUGCCCUGUUGGCAUAGCAACACAGGACCCAGUCUUAAGGAAGAAAUUUGAUGGUUCCCCAGAGCAUGUUAUCAACUAUCUGUUUAUGCUGGCAGAAGAAGUCCGUGGAUAUAUGGCUAAAAUGGGCUUUAGGACAUUCCAAGAAAUGAUUGGAAAAACAAACAAACUAAGGGUUGCUAAGGAGCAUCUGAACUUCAAAGGAAAACUGUUAGACUUUGAUCCUAUAUUGAAGAAUGCGCUGACUUUAAGGCCAGGCAUUAAUACAGUUGGUGGAAGUGUAAAACAAGACUUUGAAUUCAAGAAAAGAAUUGAUCUUGAUCUGAUUGAAAAGUGCCAAGGGGUCUUAAAUGGGACGUCACCCUCCAUAGACAUAGUGAGGAAGAUCACCAAUGAGGACAGAACUUUUGGGGCAACUUUAAGUUACCAUGUCUCAAAGUUACAUGGAGAGAAAGGUCUACCACCAAACAGCAUUAACAUUAGACUGAGGGGGUCUGCUGGGCAAAGUUUCUGUGCUUUCCUAGCCAAAGGAAUACAUGUAGAGCUAGAAGGAGAUUCAAAUGACUAUGUUGCCAAAGGUCUCUCAGGAGGUGAGGUGACGAUCUAUCCUCCCAAAGAUCUUCCCCAGGAUUUCAAGUCAGAGGACAACAUCCUCGUCGGUAAUGUCUGUCUGUAUGGGGCUACCCAGGGCAAGGCCUUAUUCAGGGGUGUCACAGCUGAGAGAUUCUGUGUGCGUAACUCUGGAGCCAUUGCAGUAUGUGAGGGAGUUGGUGACCAUGGUUGCGAGUACAUGACAGGUGGGCGUGUCAUCGUACUUGGAGAAACAGGACGUAACUUUGCUGCAGGAAUGUCAGGCGGAAUAGCUUAUGUCUUGAACAGCUGCAAGCUGUUUGAGACUCGCUGCAACAUGGCUAUGGUUGACUUAGAGGCUCUAGACCUUGCAGAUGAUAUGGACUUUGUCAAGACAACCAUUCAAGAGUUUGUUGAUAAAACUGGAUCUGAAGUAGGCGAGAGAGUCUUGAAAGAUUGGCCAGAGUCUGCUAAAUCUUUCGUUAAAGUGUUCCCCAAGGAGUAUCGUAGAGCCUUAGAGGAAAAAGCCAAAGAAGAAGAAGCUGAGGCCGAGGCAAAGAGGAUUGCUGACAUUAAUGGUCACAUUAAUGGUGAAGCUAAUGGAGAUGUGGACCUUGAAAAUGAAAAUUAUGGACAUGGAGGUGAUGAUUUACAACAGCAUGAACGACUACAGGAGAAACCAAAGCAUCAAACUGAUGGAUUGACAUCCAAGAAUGCUGCUGUGGUAGAUAUUGAGGAGACCAUUCCUGAUGUUGUCAUAGAGAACAGGAAGAUUGAAAAGUUGGAUAAAAUCAGGGGGUUCAUAAAGUAUGAGAGGGGAACAGGUCAGUACAGAGAUGCUAAAAAACGUAUGGACGAUUGGGGAGAAAUAUACAACCACAAAGGUGUCAAGAAGAAUCUGAAAACACAGGCUGCUAGAUGCAUGGAGUGUGGAGUUCCAUUCUGCCAGUCCAACCAUGGGUGUCCACUGGGCAAUAUCAUACCACGCUUCAAUGACCUGGUCUUCAAUGAUGAUUGGAAGCAAGCCCUGGAGGUUCUCUCCCAAACCAACAACUUCCCAGAAUUCACAGGCAGAGCUUGUCCCGCCCCAUGUGAGGGAGCAUGUGUGCUGGGAAUCCACUCUCCCGCUGUUACAAUAAAGAAUAUAGAGAAUGCCAUAAUAGACCAUGCCUGGGAUAUGGGCUGGAUGAAACCCCACCCUCCUCCACAAAGGACGGGGAAACGUAUUGCAGUCAUUGGCUCCGGACCCUCGGGGCUGGCAUGUGCAGCACAGCUAAACAAGGCUGGCCAUUGGGUGACCGUCUAUGAGAGAAAUGACAACAUAGGAGGACUACUCAGAUAUGGCAUUCCAACAAUGAAACUAGGCAAAGAUGUGGUCCAAAGACGGGUUGACCUGAUGGCAGCUGAGGGGAUUGAAUUCAAGACUAAUGUGGAUGUAGGGAAGGACAUUAAGGCCAAAGACCUGGUGAAUAACAAUGAUGCAGUUUGUCUGUGUAUGGGAGCAACUUGGCCAAGGGAUCUCCCUAUACCUGGACGCAACUUGAAGAAUAUCCACUUCGCAAUGAGCUUCCUAACAAACUGGCAAAAGAAACAUGCUGGGAACGAGGGAAUUGACUAUUUGAAGACACACGCUAAAGAUAAGGAUGUUGUGAUCAUAGGUGGAGGCGAUACUGGCUGUGAUUGCAUAGCAACGUCAUUAAGACAAGGUGCAAAGAGCAUCACAUCAUUUGAGAUUCUCUCCAAGCCCCCUCCCAACCGAGUUGCAGGCAACCCCUGGCCUACUUGGCCCAAGAUCUGGAGAGUAGAUUAUGGACAUGAGGAGGUCAAGGUCAAGUGGGGUCGUGACCCACGACACUUUGAUAUCAUGAGCAAGGAGUUCCUAGAUGAUGGCAAUGGAAAUGUAAGUGGUGUCAAAACUGUCAAAGUUGAGUGGACCAAAGAUGACACCGGACGCUGGCAGAUGAAGGAGGUUGAAGGUUCAGAGCAUGUAUUCAAAGCUGACAUCAUUAUGCUCGCCAUGGGCUUCCUAGGACCGGAGAGCUAUAUUAUUAAAGAGCUAGAACUAGACCAAGACCCCAGGUCUAACAUUGCAACGUCCAAUGGAAAAUAUAGCACGAGUGUACCUAAAGUAUACACAGCAGGAGAUUGUCAUCGAGGUCAGUCUCUGGUUGUCCAUGCAAUCAACGAGGGCCGUCAAGCUGCCAGACAGGUUGACCUUGACCUUAUGGGCAAAACAGCUCUUGCUGGGCCUGGUGGCGUGUUACAUGCGAGAUCUUAAACUAAUCAACAAGACAUUCAAACACAUACGCACAUAUUGAAGCUAUGGAUAUAAAUGUUAGAAUGUGUUAUAAACUGAACAUUACAUCAACUAGUUGGAGAUUGAACUUUCUAAAGACUUCCACAAAACGAGGGUCUCUUUUCUCUGUAAGAUCUUGACUUUCUUGUCUUCACUCUUUAAAAAUCCAAACAUUUUCAAAUCAAGCCAUUAUCCAAUCUGAAUAUGUUUUUCAGAAAGUCAAGACACUACCUUUUCCACCGAUAACAUUCAUUUAAUCAUUUUACAUUCAAACUACCAUAAAGGACCCUUGAAUGAUGCAUUUUUGAUCAUUAAGAUCUCAGUAUGGAAGCUGUAAAAUCAUCUGGAAUACUCAGAGGGGAGUGUGGAUGGUGAUGAUGGGACUCAGGGUUGGGAAUUUAUGCGUGUAAACAUUCAAAUUGUUAACGCACAUAACAUUUAAGGACCAUAUACAGGUGGACUGUAAGUUCUAGAUAAGGACCAUUUAUUGGUGGACUAUAAGUACUAGAUAAGGACCAUAUACUGGUGGACUGUAAGUAAGAUUGUAGAUAAGGUUGGCAUCAGGUCUUGUUGCCAUGCCAACACAGUGAAAUAGGGUUUAAUCAGUUCAUUAGCUUUAAUUGUGCAUUUUGUGCCAUGUUAUGUGAAUAUAGUGGUUUAGAAAUACUGCCAAAUUGUAAGAUGUAAUAAGUUAAUCAUGAAGAAGAUUGUUGUAUUGUACAUGAUAUUGCUUUUACAUGAGUUGAUAAAUUGUAAAUGCACAUGUAUAAGCAAUCAUGUACAUUACAUUAUAUUUGAGAGGAUUGAAAGAUGGGGAAAAUGGGAGAGAUGAUGAAAACCAGAGAAGUAUUAUUGAAGCACAGAAACUAGGAGUAUUAUACUGUUAACAAUGGCAUAGUUGAUGUCUCUCUGUAUCUAUGUAAAUUAAGAGUUGUACAUUAUAUAAAAAGUAUUUAUUGUAUAUUGGGUAGUAGUCUUGUGGCCAUUAUUGAUUGUUGCUUUGCUUUUUAUUUGAUUGCUUGUACUAUUGGCCUUACUGAAUGAUUAAGGAAUAGUUUGUACAACUGGCUAAAAGCACAGCUGAAUGCAUGUGCAGCUGCAUACAUGUUCAGCUAAAUACAUAUACAGCUGAUAACUUGUUCAGCUGCACAUAUGUAUAGUUGAAUACAUAUGCAGCUAAUAAUGUGUACAGCUGCACAUGUGUACAGCUAAAUACAUAUACA